Molecule: messenger RNA, 1560 nt
Organism: Corticium candelabrum
Lineage: Eukaryota; Metazoa; Porifera; Homoscleromorpha; Homosclerophorida; Plakinidae
Product: zinc finger MYND domain-containing protein 10-like
Exons: 15
Coding region: 146-1387 (413 amino acids)
Cellular component (GO): cytoplasm
Source: RefSeq, a predicted model, not a curated record
UUUGUUGCCGUCCGAAGCAGAGAGCUACGUAGAAAAUCUCCAGUGUUUUGAAAUAAAGGAAAUUGGAAGCUCUAGUCUGACGUGUUAUGUGUGAUCAACUUGACAAUGAUGUAAUAAAUGUUGCUGAUCGAUUGUAUUCAGAUGGAUGGUUCAACAUGAACACAUUGAGAAGCUGCACAUGCAGGCUGUAGUGAGUGCCUCUCGCAAUGAAGACGAAUUUGUCAAAGAAUUUCUCAUUUCACAUCAGAAGGUCACUACACUAGUGUGGGAACUGCUGACAAUUGAAUUAUGGAAAUCUCACGUGUUUACUCGCUUGAUGAAAAUGUCUGUUGAUCAUGAACCUGAGCAGACAUUUCCUUGCUAUGUUGUGCUGUAUCAUGAGGUAACUCUUGCAGGACUGCUAGAGAUUGUUUUGUACCAUCAGGCAGCAUGCGAAGUGGCCGACGAUGUGAUGCUUGAUGUGGCAGACUUUUGCUGCAGAAAAAUAACAUUUUUAAUAUCCAAGCAGGCCAAGGGUGUCAAUCUGUAUGAAGAAACUGAACUUGAUGCAGUAACAGGUACAUCUGCUACAGGACGGCAGGAGCUGAAACGUCAGUAUAAACAGAUACAAUUUCAAGUUACAGUGAAAGCUGUUUCAAUACUUAAAUAUAUCAUAGAUCAUCUGAACAGUCUUCCUCUCAGUAUCAUGACUCAUCUUCUUAACAAAAAUGAUAUGAUAUGUUGUUUUGUUGAACUCAUUGAGAAUCCUCCAUGGACAGCAAGGAAAAAGGAUGGUCACAGUGUGAAGUUUAUCAAUGGAAAGUGGCAAAAAAUUGAAGACGGCGAGUUAAUGAAACUCACCAAACUGGAAGGCCAAGUGUGGCUGUCUCUUUUCUGUCUUCUUAUGAAUCCUGAUUGUCAGAGAAAAUACGAGUUUAACUCACACAACAAGACCGUUGUGUUGAAGAUCCGUGGUCGUCUGCUGGAAGUGAUUGUUGACCAGCUGCCAUGCUUGAAUGACCUUCAACGCUACCUUGAGCAUCUUGCUUUUAUGGAGCCUCCAGCUGUGAAGAAAGAAGUGGUUUUAGAACAAGUUCCUGAAAUGAGAGAACGUCUUUUGACUGACCAUAAAGACAAGUGGAGAGCAAUUGCUGAACUUCAUGCCACUACCAUUCUAUUUCCAUCAAGAGACGAUGUGCAAAGAUAUGCACAAAGUUUAGCUUCAACAUACAGCCUUGAUAUUCUGGAGAAAUAUGUUUGUGAUUCUCCUAAGUGUGCAUUGUGUGGACAGGAAGCUUCCAAGCGUUGCUCUCGUUGUCAAAAUGAAUGGUACUGUGGAAGGGAGUGUCAAGUAAAGCAUUGGACAAAACAUAAAAUUGCAUGUAAUAUGAUGACAGAUAUGAAGUAGGCAGCACGAAUGCAGUAAAGGAUUGAUGAUAGUACAGAAACGUAGAUGAGCGUGAGCAGAGCGUGAGCAGUCAACACUGCUGAAUGUGGAAGAAGCAGAGUCGUACUGUUGGGGCAUUGUUUUACUGCAUUUGCUCAGUAAGAUGUUAUCAAUAUAUACACAUUUUUUGGAAA